AUGGCUGCUGCCCGGACACUUCGCAUUGGUCUCAUCCCCGGAGACGGUAUCGGACGGGAGGUCAUCCCGGCCGGCCGUCGGAUCCUCGAGUCGCUCCCUUCGUCCCUGAACCUCAAGUUCAGCUUCGUCGACCUCGAUGCUGGCUACGAGACUUUCCAGAAGACUGGAACCGCUCUCCCCGACAAGACUGUCGACACCCUGAAGAAGGAGUGUGACGGUGCUCUCUUUGGAGCUGUCAGCUCCCCUAGCACCAAGGUCGCCGGCUACUCAUCGCCCAUUGUCGCUCUCCGCAAGAAGCUCGACCUAGCGCACCAUCGAGGGCCCUAA
This is a messenger RNA of Penicillium egyptiacum, 327 nucleotides long. The record is from the annotation of a GenBank genome assembly. NCBI's taxonomy places the organism in Eukaryota, Fungi, Ascomycota, Eurotiomycetes, Eurotiales, Aspergillaceae.